CUGAAACGGGACGAGACGAGAUCGCGCCUUUGAGCUUUAAGCUUGCUUGCUUGCUUGUUUGAGCAUUGAUUGAUGCCUGAAGCAUCAGUUCUUUUUUUUUUCCAUUUCUUAUUUCUUUUUCCCAACCGGACUGGCCAUGCGCGAGAGCGCGCGCCCGCGCCCGCGGCAACCGAAAAAACCAAAAUCAAAAAGCGAAUCGCAUUGCAUUGUGGGGAAACAAACGGGCAAACAAACGGAAGUCAAUUCAAGUCAAGCCAAGGACGGACGGACAGACAUGUGCUGUGCUGUAUGUACGUACGUGCAAGGACAAGCCCUGCCUGCUUGCCUGCUUUCCUCGACCUCGACCUUGAGCUUGAGCAGCCCCCUGGGCCCCGGAGGAAAGCGAACAUCAUAGGUACAUAGCCUGCCCGCCCGCCCAAUCCGUCUCGGGUGUAGUGUAUAUAACCGCUUCGGGGCGGGCGUUUCACGUUUGCUUCCGAGAAGAGAAGCGGGGCUGCGGGGAGGGAAUCGUGGACAGCGGAAUCGUGGGAUCGUGGGAUCGUGGAAAUCGUGGAAAAGGCGCCGUUCCCUACACGCGCUGUAACUGCGGACAAUACUACUAUGGAGUACUCCUCCGUAUUCUGCCGGCCGGUCGGCCGGCUGCCAGCAAGUACAUAAGUUGCAACCAAAGGGCUGAUGUAGAGUUAGAGUAGUUGCCGUCCGGAUAUCAUACGUAAGCCACAACUCGGUACAUCAGACAAACCAGACUCAGGACCAGUGGGCGG
Messenger RNA from Tricharina praecox, 764 nucleotides. RefSeq lists its product as uncharacterized. The transcript has 2 exons. The record is from RefSeq and is a predicted model, not a curated record. NCBI's taxonomy places the organism in Eukaryota, Fungi, Ascomycota, Pezizomycetes, Pezizales, Pyronemataceae. The coding region runs from base 73 to 402 and encodes 109 amino acids.